Lizanozyma spartinae is the source of this 2787-nucleotide messenger RNA. It is a transcript of the gene RFC1, whose product is annotated as replication factor C subunit 1. The transcript is spliced from 2 exons. Gene Ontology annotation, molecular function: DNA clamp loader activity; ATP binding; ATP hydrolysis activity. Bases 1 to 2787 code for a protein of 928 amino acids. Gene Ontology annotation, cellular component: DNA replication factor C complex; nucleus. Lineage: Eukaryota; Fungi; Ascomycota; Pichiomycetes; Serinales; Debaryomycetaceae. The record is from RefSeq and is a predicted model, not a curated record. Gene Ontology annotation, biological process: DNA repair; DNA replication.
AUGGUUAGCAUUUAUGAUGUUCUAGGCAAUAGGGCCAAGAAACCUAAAACUACCACUACACGUCCAAAGGCUACGACUGCCUCUCCUAAGAAAGCUAGUAAGUUCUUCAAGAAAUCAACGGAAGAAGAUGUAAUAGAUUUAGAUAAUGAUGAUGGUGAUGAAGAUUAUGUUGAUAAGGAUGAACCCAAAGAGGAAGGCAAAGAUAUAGACGAUGACCUGAUGGAUGAAGAUGAUUUGGAAAUAAUCGAACCUCCAAAGCCAAAGACCACUAGAGCAAAACCAGAUGCUUCUCGUUCAAGGAAAGUCAUGAAACCACCAAUUGAUAUUGCAGAUGAGCCACCAACGAAGAAAGCUAAAACUACUCCUGCUAAGAAGAAGACAACAACUCCUGUGACUUCUGGGUCAGAAUCUAUAGCGGAGAAAGUACUUGCUACGAUUCCAGAUGCAGUUUUACCUGAAGUGGAUCCAACUAAGAAGGUCAAUUUCUUUGCCUUACAAGCAGCAAAGGAUAAUGCUCCACAACCCACUGGUGAUAUAAAUAUCCCAGAAGCUCAACCAAAUUGUUUAGGAGGAUUGACCAUAGUGUUUACAGGUAUAUUGCCCAAUUUAGAACGUACACAAGCAGAAAACUUGGCUAAAAAAUAUGGUGCUAGAGUGACAAAGUCCAUUAGUGGGAAGACUAGUUUGGUAGUCCUUGGGGAUGAUGCUGGACCUUCAAAAGUUCAAAAGAUAUCAUCUUUAAACAUAAAGGCCAUCAAUGAAGAAGGAUUUAUUCAAUUGCUUACGUUAAUGCCCGCAGAUGGUGGUGAUGGUGUUGCCGCUCAAAAGGCAAAGCAAUUAAGAGAAGAAGAAGAUCGUAAAAUAAUGGAACAAGUAGAGAGAGAUGUUGCUCUCGAAGAAGAGAAGAAACGUCAACAUGAACAGGAAUUAAAAAAAUACAGGAAAGAGGAGGAAAGAAGAGCCAAAGAAAAGGCUAAACAAUCGUCAACACUACCUGUUAAAAGUGAAGACAUUUCAGAGAAUCAAUUACUUAGUCAUGGUUCAUUCCCACAAUCUCAAUUACCAAAAGAUGAGCCCAAGAUAAUUCUUGACGAAGAUAAAUUAUGGACUACAAAAUACAAACCCACAGAUAUUAAUUCAUUGUGUGGAAAUAAAGGGUCUGUUUCUAAGCUUAAGAAUUGGUUAGAAAAUUGGUUUGAAAGCAGAAAGGGUCCAGGAAGGGAAAGUGAUGGGCUGAAGUUUAGAGCAGUUUUGAUCAGUGGACCUCCUGGUAUUGGUAAAACAACAGCAGCCCACAUUGUAUCACAACAACUUGGAUUUGAUGUUUUGGAAAAGAAUGCCUCUGAUGUUCGAUCGAAAUCACUUUUAAACCAGCAAGUUAAAGGUGUUUUGAACAACACUUCAGUUGUAGGAUAUUUCAAACAUAGGGGUGAUGCUGUUGAAGAUAAGAACUCUAAGAAAUUUGCAUUAAUUAUGGAUGAAGUUGAUGGUAUGUCAAGUGGCGAUCAUGGUGGUGUUGGAGCAUUAGCAGCAUUUUGUAAGGUGACUCAUAUGCCGUUAAUUUUGAUUUGUAAUGAACGGACACUUCCUAAGAUGAGACCACUUGUUGCAUGUACUUAUGGGUUAAGAUUUCAAAGACCACUGGAAAAGGACGUAAUUUCCAAGUUAUUCACUAUUGCUAUGAGAGAAAAAAUUAAAAUGGAUAAAGAAGUUGUUGGUCAAUUAGUCCAAGCAACUGGUGGGGAUAUCAGACAAAUGAUUAACCUUAUGUAUACAGCCUCGAGAACUCAGAAGCAAUUUGGCCAGGUAGAAGCCACUAAAGCAUCUAAACAGUGGGGUAAGGAGGCCAUUCUUAAACCAUUUGAUAUUAUUCCAUCAUUCUUUGGAAACAGAAUUUGGCAUGAAGGAGCUAAUCAUAAUUUGAAUGCAAAGCUUGAAUUGUAUUUCAACGAUAUGGAUAUUGUUCCACUUAUGAUUCAAGAUAAUUAUCUUGGAUGUAAACCUAGCAAUGCUGUUUCAGAAAAGGAUGCCUUGAAGAAAAUUGCAAAGGCAUCAGACGAUAUUCUGAGAUCUGAUAGAGUUAACUCAUUAAUUAGAUCUAGUGAACAACAAUGGUCAUUACUUCCUUUCCAUGCUAUACUUUCUACAAUAGCCCCAUCAUACGAAGUUCACGGACAGUUACUGCAACGGAUUAAUUUCCCUGCUUGGCUAGGACAAAACUCGAAAGCUAUGAAAUUCAUGAGACUUUUACAAGGGGUCCAAUAUCAUACCAGGACUUGUACAACUUCUGAAAAGAUUGAAUUAAGAUUGGAGUACAUUCCACUUAUGGCACAUCGACUUGUUGACCCAUUAAAAGGUUAUGGUGAAGACGGUAUUGAAUCAGUUAUUGAUUUCAUGGACUCUUACUAUUUAAAUAAAGAAGAUUGGGACUCAAUUGUGGAACUUGGGGUUGGAAAGAAUAAAGAUACCCUUUUAACCCAAGGAUUAAAGCCUGCAGUCAAAUCUAAAUUCACCCGGAAAUAUAAUGAAUUGUCACAUCCUACUAUUAUAUUAAAAACUGGAGAUUCUGUUUCCAAAGGAGGGGCAAGGGCACCAAAAGUUGAUUUUGAAGAUGUCGUGGAAGAUGAUACUACUAGUGAUAAAUCUGAAGAAAAGGACGCAGAACAAACUACUGAUGUUACAAAGGACAAACAGAUUGGAGUUAAAGUGAAAACUCAUGAGCAAUAUCUUAAAGAACAAGCUAGAAAGGCUAAAAGGAGAGAAAAAGAUGCCAAAGCAAAGAAGUAA